This is a messenger RNA of Cimex lectularius (bed bug), 4662 nucleotides long. It is a transcript of the gene cora, whose product is annotated as protein 4.1 homolog. The transcript is spliced from 18 exons. NCBI's taxonomy places the organism in Eukaryota, Metazoa, Arthropoda, Insecta, Hemiptera, Cimicidae. The record is from RefSeq and is a predicted model, not a curated record. Gene Ontology annotation, cellular component: cytoskeleton; plasma membrane. Gene Ontology annotation, molecular function: actin binding; structural molecule activity. The coding region runs from base 235 to 4335 and encodes 1366 amino acids.
CCGGCGCCAUCUUGCAUUCUCCAAUCGGUAAACGCCUACUUUUUUUGGGCGUGUUUGUGUUUGUGUUGAGUUUUCCGUUUCGAUUUUCCCUCUGUGUUGGGUCAAAUUUGUGAAAAACCCCGACCUGUUUUCCACCUCCGGGAUCCGCCCUCGGGGCCUUGAACGUUUUCCGAGAACCUAAGCGAGUCGCAGAGAAGGGAAGAAUUUUCUUAGACUGUUUCACAUCCAACGAAGAUGCUGACCAUUUUGGUCCGAAAGCUCGACGGGGACGUCCUGAAUGUCCAGGCGGAGAGGAAGGACAAGGGUGAAGUCGUCUUCGACAAGGUGUGCGAAUCUGUCGAUUUGGUGGAGAAAGAUUAUUUCGGACUUCAGUACGAAGAUAAGAUGGGAGUUACAAACUGGCUCGACCUCAAUAAAAGACUCGGUCGCACCAUGAAAUCUGACCACUGGGAGUUUCAGUUUGCUGUUAAGUUCUAUCCUCCAGACCCAUCUCAACUUCAAGAAGAUGUUACAAGAUACCAACUCUGCCUCCAGAUCAGGAAUGAUAUACUGACUGGAAAACUGCUUUGCUCAUUUGUGACGUAUGCGAUGCUCGGCUCGUAUCUCGUCCAAUCAGAAUUGGGAGAUUAUUCACCUGAAGAAUAUCCCGACGCUUCAUAUUUGAAGAACUUCAGAUUUGCCCCUGAUCAAACGCCUCAGUUGGAGGCCAAAGUAAUGGAACUUCAUAAAACUCACAAGGGGCAAACACCAGCUGAGGCCGAGCUCCACUAUUUGGAGAAUGUGAAGAAACUUGCAAUGUACGGCGUGGACUUUCACCCUGCCAAGGAUUCCGAGGGCGUCGAUAUCACGCUAGGCGUUUGCAGCACAGGGCUGCUUGUGUAUCACGAGAGAUUAAGAAUUAAUCGUUUCGCCUGGCCCAAAAUUCUGAAAAUAUCUUACAAACGGAACUACUUUUACGUAAAGAUACGUCCGGGCGACUACGAGCCGUAUGAAAACACUAUCGCCUUCAAGCUCGAUAGUCACAGGGCAGCUAAAAGGUUGUGGAACGUCUGCGUCGAGCACCACACGUUCUUCCGCCUUAUGACACCCGAGGAUGUAGCCCGUCCUGGACUCAUUCCUGGCCUUUCGAAUAAAUUCCCAUCCCUUAGGAAAACUCAUUACCAGACGAAACGCAACACUAUUGAACGGGAGCCACCUUCCUCUUUCAGGAAAAGCCAAAGAUACCCUACUUCAAAAAGCCUGGAUCCACUUGUUGAACAGCCUUCAAACAGAGAAAAGGACACAGCUAAUAAACGUCAUACCAUGCCACCUGAAAACACUCAAACAUCUCCUGUUAAAAGAGAAAAGGAGGACGGAGAUAGUGUAUCAGCCAGCUCACAAGAAGGCGAUUUUAGUAUAGAUGAGAGGAUUCCAGGUGCAGUGCCAGUACUGCCAGUUGGGGAGUUCAGAAAGAAAGAAAGAGAACAGAAAGAGAAUGGUGUCGCCAACGAAUCCGAUGACGAGAAAGAAAACCGCAACAAAGAGGAUAACCGUUACAAGGAAGAAAAAAAGAGUAAAAAGAGCACUGGCCUUGGUCUGUUCAAGAAGAAUGAAGGUAAGCGGGACAAGAUGGAAGAGAUAGGUGUAAAGAGAGAGUACGAAUAUGACUACGAAGGCGAUGAGCCGACCUCCCGCAAGCGAUCUCCAAAGGGCUUUUCUUAUGAGAAGCGAAAUGUCGAAGAUUAUGCUGAAGAAGAAGAAUACGAAGAAGGAAUGGAAAGGAGGAGUCCGACUAAGGGGCGCACCUAUGCGUUCAAUUACGCACCCGAGUUGGACAAUAAAUCUCCCGAGCCUGAAGAAAAACAUUCCAGUCUCUCUGGCUUCUUUAAAAAGAAGAAGAAAGAUGAUUCUUCUUCGCCUAAAAGAGAUUCACCAUUGUCUACCUUUUUAGUUGGAAAGUCAAAAGACAAAGAUUCUUCUGCUAAAGAUAAAUCAAAAGAAAGUGAUUCUCCUGCUAAAGAUAAAUCGAAAGAGAGAGAUUCUCCUGCUAAAGAUAAGUUGAAAGAAAAAGAUCCCUCUUUGAAGGAGAAGUUGAAAGAUAAAGAAACUUCAUUUAGUUUCAAGAUGAAAGAUAAAGAGGCUUCAUCGAAAGAUAAGUCAAAAAAUAAAGAAUCUACAUCAAAGGAUAAAUCUACAGAUAAAGAUUCUCCCGCUAAAGAUAAGUUGAAAGAAAAAGAUGCCUCUUUGAAGGAUAAGUCAAAAGACAAAGAAUCCAAAGAAAAAUCGAAAGAUAAAGAUUCUUUAACUGACAAAUUUAAAGGUUCUCCAAAAGAUGCCUCUUUGAAGGAUAAGUCAAAAGACAAAGAAUCUAAAGAAAAAUCGAAAGAUAAAGAAUCUUUAACUGACAAAUUUAAAGGUUCUCUAAGCCUUUCAGCCAAGGAAAAAUCUAAAGAUAAAGAUAAGGAAUCAGGAAAGUCCAAGUUGAAGGAAUUCUUAGAGGCGGAGAAAGCCGGACGUAAAUCACCCGACGUAUCGGAAAAGAAGAAGGAUUCGCUCAGUCCCAAAGGGCUUUUCAGGUGGGGCAAGCGUAAAGACGAAGACGAUGAUGGCGGGAAGCCUAAAGUAAUGAAGACAACAACAAAACAGUCAGUCGUCAAAGAUGGAGGAAACGUGACGCACAACAUAGAAGAGAAGAUAGAAGUUCUGACAUCUGGUGACGUGACGCUCAACACAGCGGAGAGCCUUAUGGAGGAUCAGGGCAGGAUCUCCGAGCAAUCUCCAAAGGGCUUCUCUUAUGAGAAGCGAAAUGUUGAAGAUCAUGCUGAAGAAGAAGAAUGCAAAGAAGGAACGGAAGAAAGGAGUCCGACUAAGGGGCUUAACUAUGGGUUCAAUUACGCACCCGAGUUGGACAAUAAAUCUCCCGAACCUGAAGAAAAACAUUCCAGUCUCUCUGGCUUCUUCAAAAAGAAGAAGAAAGAUGAUUCUUCUUCGCCUAAAAGAGAUUCACCAUUGUCUACCUUUUUAGUUGGAAAGUCAAAAGACAAAGAUUCUUCUGCUAAAGAUAAAUCAAAAGAAAGUGAUUCUCCUGCUAAAGAUAAAUCGAAAGAGAGAGGUUCUCCUGCAAAAGAUAAGUUGAAAGAAAAAGAUGCCUCUUUGAAGGAGAAGUUGAAAGAUAAAGAAACUUCAUUUAGCUUCAAGAUGAAAGAUAAAGAGGCUUCAUCGAAAGAUAAGUCAAAAAAUAAAGAAUCUACAUCAAAGGAUAAAUCUACAGAUGAAGAUUCUCCCGCUAAAGAUAAGUUGAAAGACAAAGAUUCUUUAACUGACAGAUUUAAAGGUUCUCUAAGCCUUUCGGCCAAGGAUAAAUCUAAAGAUAAAGAUAAGGAAUCAGGAAAGUCCAAGUCGAAGGAAUUCUUAGAGGCGGAGGAAGCUGGACAUAAAUCACCUGACGUAUCGGAAAAGAAGAAGGAUUCGCUCAGUCCCAAAGGGCUUUUCAGGUGGGGCAAGCGUAAAGACGAAGAUGACGAUGGCGGGAAGCCUAAAGUCGUGAAGACAACAACAAAACAGUCGGUCGUCAAAGAUGGAGGAAAUGUGACGCACAACAUAGAAGAGAAAAUAGAAGAUCUGACAUCUGGUGACGUGACGCUCAACACAGCGGAGAGCCUUAUGGAGGAUCAGGGCAGUUCACCUUAUGUCAUGGCAACCGCAGUAACCACACGGACUGCAAUGACUACUGAGGACUUGGGAAAGAAUGCAAAAACAAGCCAGGUUGAAGAAAAGACAGUUGCAAGGACAACAACAACAAGCGGGACAAGGCAAGAACAACGAGUUGUGACCCAAGAGGUUAGGGCUACAACUGUUGUUUCGGAGCCACAGGAUACGAGACGAUCGAGCAUGAGUUCAACAUCAUCCGACGACUCUGGCACCCCUAUCGAUUUGGACGUUUCUACCUCAUACUGCUUACCUCCAUAUCAGGAGCCGAUUGUGGAGACAGAAGCGGUAUUCAUAACAAGUGGUAAGACGGAGAUGCCGCAAGCGACGACUACAGCGCCGCUUGUCACAACUUCCACCGGGCUCAUCGGGCCGCCGACGAUUCAAGCAGACACAAUUGUGUCGGGAGAAAUCAUUUCCUCUCAAACAAUCACCUCAAAAACUAGGACUGUGGAGACAGUGACGUACAAAACUGAAAAAGACGGUGUGGUAGAAACAAGGGUAGAACAGAAAAUAACAAUCCAGAGUGACGGCGACCCAAUCGACCAUGAUAAAGCUCUCGCCGAGGCGAUUCAAGAAGCAACUGCGAUGAAUCCAGACAUGCAGGUCGAGAAGAUUGAGAUUCAGCAAGAGAGUCUCCCAAAGUGAACUGCUUUUUAAUCUUUCACAUUUUGAAAGAAGCUAUUUUAAAAUAUAAAAAAAAGGACCAAAAAAUUAAAAAAAAAAAGCCCACCUUUUUUUGCGAGCUAUUGAAGGAUAACAGCUUUUUCCUUCUUUAUUUCAAACAGGCAAGCUUUCACGAAAGGCUUAAAGCACAUUAAUAUUGUACUUGUUCUCUUUUUUAAUUAAAAAGGCGUUUAAAAAAUGUUAACGAAUGUAGUCAUAAGACAACAGAGAUAUAUUUUUGUAUCGGUAAAAAUGUUAAACCCUUGGAUUUUCGUGAUUUUUGUUUGUUUUUCAAAAGAGGCACAGGAC